Messenger RNA from Mesorhabditis spiculigera, 381 nucleotides. Lineage: Eukaryota; Metazoa; Nematoda; Chromadorea; Rhabditida; Rhabditidae. The record is from the annotation of a GenBank genome assembly.
AUGAAGGGCCAGGUUGACCAGUACGAAGAUGCGGUGACUGUACGUCUGCGUAACGUCGCCCAGAAAGACGGUGGAACCAUCGAAAUCGACGCCACAAACAUCUACGGGACCGCCACGGCGACGGUCAAGCUGAUCGUGGUAGAUGUUCCUGGUGCGCCGCAGAAGCUCGUCUGCCAGAAGGUGACGCACAACUCUGCCGUACUAUCUUGGCAGCAACCCGACGAGGACAACGGCGCCCCGAUUACGGCGUAUAUUGUCGAGCGGAAGACGGUCGACUUCUCCAGAUGGCGUCAGGUGGCCACCAUCGACGACGGGUCCACGAAAUACACAGCAGGGGACCUGUUGUGCCGAAGGAACUCUACGGGGUUCCGCAUUUGGCGG